CAGCGGCCUGUGUGGGGGCACAAUGUGGACCUUCUGCUCUUUCGCUUUUGUACUGGCCUUAGUCGCAAUUGUGGAGGCACAGUGGUGGUUACCGUCAGGGCUGUUUGGUAGAUUAUUUGAAAACUGUUUGAGUCCGCCCAUGGAAUGUCCCAACGAGAAUAUAAAAUUUUUCUUGUACACGAGAGAAACACAAGAUUCGCCUCACUUACUUGAUGUAAAUGACCCAUCCUCAUUUAAGUCUGCUGGAUUUGUGAAAGGAAAACCUCUUAAGAUUCUCAUACAUGGAUACACUGGUCAUCGUGACUUUUCUCCAAAUACAGAAAUACGUCCGGCAUACCUGCAGAAUGGGGAAUACAACGUAAUCUCAGUUGAUUACGGCCCUCUCGCACAAGAGCCAUGCUACAUACAAGCUGCUUACAAUACGCCGUUGGUUGGGAAGUGUACAGCGCAGUUACUUGAUAAACUCAUCGAUGACGGUGUAGUACCACUGUCAGAUGUACACGUCAUUGGCUUCAGUUUAGGAGCACAAGUGGCCGGGCAAGUUGGACAAUACUUGAAAUCAGGAAAACUCCCUCGUCUUACAGGUCUUGACCCAGCAAUGCCAUUAUUUGCAACUCCUUGGAAAUCCAAUAAGCUGGAUUCCACAGACGCUGUCUUUGUUGACGUUAUACAUACGAAUGCAGGCUCUAAAGGAAAGAUUGAUGCAAGUGGCGAUGUGGACUUUUAUACGAACGGUGGAUUCCAGCAACCAGGAUGUGACGCACCAGGAAUUCCUAGUUCAGAUAGCUGCGCUCAUGCUAGAGCACCGGAAUAUUUUGCAGAAUCAAUAUCAUCUGAUGAGGGGUUUUGGGGAACCCCUUGUGACAGCUGGACACAAUACCUUUUAAAUCUUUGUAAUAAUUCAGGGCCAAAAAUAGAAAUGGGAGAACAUGUGCCUCUGAAUGCAACAGGCAGCUAUUUUCUCUUCACUAAUAUACAACCACCAUAUGCCAGAGGUACCGCUGGAGCUUUCAACAUUUCAAUAAACUGAAUCAAAUGUGUGACAGUUUUCAGGAGCCUAAGGCAACCAUGACAUGAAAAGCGGGUGUGAGAAAAUAACAAACGUUAUUUGAAACAAGAUUUGAGUGACUUCAAGCAUAUGAAUCAUUCUGUGUCCUAGUGACAGUGAAUAUAGCAUAAAUGACAAAUAAUGCCUGAAUUGCUUGAUGAAACUCUUCAGUUACACAAUUAUGUGACUAUAUAACUUUUCUUUUAUUGUUUCAGUUCUAGAAAAGAUCUUAUCAUUUCCCACUUUUGGUCUAUACAUUGUAUGAACCUCAACCUAGACUAUUCGCAGUUAUAUAACAAAUCACUUCACCCUAACUGUAAAAUGUUUUACCAAACGCAGUUACUGUUAUGUUCUUAAGCAUAAGGGGCAUAAUUAGAAAUAAUAUGUCAAAAUUUUACUUCUGUCUACAAAAUUGCU
Messenger RNA from Schistocerca cancellata (South American locust), 1465 nucleotides. RefSeq names its product inactive pancreatic lipase-related protein 1-like. NCBI's taxonomy places the organism in Eukaryota, Metazoa, Arthropoda, Insecta, Orthoptera, Acrididae. Bases 23 to 1030 code for a protein of 335 amino acids. Gene Ontology annotation, molecular function: lipase activity. Gene Ontology annotation, biological process: lipid metabolic process. The record is from RefSeq and is a predicted model, not a curated record. The transcript is spliced from 7 exons.